GGUUCAAUCAGUAAAUCAAACUUGAACACCCUUAGCAUUUAACUACUUGGACACUCAACUCACAUCUGCCCUUAUAUUCAGCUUGAACAUACCAAAUCCUUCCUUAGUCUAAUAUAACCAGCACGCACACACAUAAGUUGAACAACGUGUAAAACUCCUCUCUCUCAAAAAUGGGCGCCCAUAGGGAGUUUGAGCCGAUAACAAAAUGUAAGAGCAGCGAGGGGCGAUCAAAUCAAACCGUGGCAGCUGACCUAGACGGCACACUCUUGGUGUCUAGUAAUGCAUUUCCAUACUUGAUGCUCGUCGCUUUGGAAGCCGGGAGCCUUAUACGUGCCUUGUUUCUCUUGGCAUCCGUCCCAUUCGUCUACUUCCUCUACUUGUUCCUGUCUGAAUCCUUGGCUGUCCAAAUUCUCAUCUUUAUCGCCUUCUCCGGCCUCAAAAUUCGUGAUGUUGAGCUCGUUGCCAAGUCCGUCUUGCCUAAGUUCUAUGCAGAAGACGUGCACCCGGAGACGUGGAGAGUGUUCAAUUCCUUUGGUAAGAGGUACAUAGUCACUGCAAACCCUAGGAUUAUGGUGGAACAUUUUGUCAAGAAUUAUUUGGGAGUUGAUAAGGUUCUUGGGACGGAGUUACAAGUGACAAAAUCGGGACGGGCCACAGGGUUUGUGAAGAAGCCGGGUGUACUUGUCGGGGACCAUAAGAAAAUGGCGAUAGUCAAUGAAUUUGGCACUAAUGUGCCUGAUUUAGGUCUUGGUGAUAGAGAGACGGAUUAUGACUUCAUGUCCAUAUGCAAGGAGGGAUUGAUCGUGCCCAGAACAAGAACUGAACCACUGCCAAGAAACAAGCUUCUAUCCCCAAUCAUCUUUCACGAGGGUCGUUUGGUACACAAGCCCACACCCCUCGUCGCCUUCCUCACAUUCCUCUGGAUGCCAAUUGCCAUUACUUUAUCAUUCGUUAGAGUUUUUCUCCACAUCCCUUUGCCCGAAAGGAUUGUACGUUACACCUCUAUGAUGCUUGGGAUCAAACUCAUCGUCAAGGGCACCCCUCCUCCGCCGCCCAGGCCCGGCCAAGGCGGCCGCCUCCUUGUCUGCAACCACCGGACCGUCCUCGACCCGCUUGUCACCGCCGUUGCACUCGGCCGGAAAAUCACUUGUGUCACUUAUAGCAUAAGUAAGUUUUCGGAGUCAAUUUCCCCUAUUAAAACGGUUGGAUUGUCGAGGGAAACAGAAAAAGACGCGGCGACCAUAAAGCGCUUGCUUGAAGAAGGUGACUUAGUGAUAUGCCCUGAGGGGACUACCUGCCGAGAACCGUUUUUACUGAGGUUUAGUGCGCUUUUUGCUGAAUUGAGCGACAGAAUUGUGCCGGUGGCGGUGAACACUAAACAAUGCGUGUUUUAUGGGACGACGACACGGGGGUACAAGUUCUUGGACCCGUUUUUUGUUUUCAUGAACCCAAGACCCACGUACGAGAUCACGUUCUUGAAUGAAGUGCCUCGUGAGUUUAGUGUUAGAGGAGGGAAAUCGGGAAUUGAGGUGGCCAAUUAUGUUCAGAGUGCUAUUGCAGGAAAACUUGGGUUCCAGUGCACCAAUUUGACUAGAAAGGAUAAAUAUGCUAUGAUGGCUGGGACAGAUGGACGUGUUCACUCCAAAUAUUCAGGCCUGAUUAUGCCUGCAAAAUAAUAAACACCGAAUAGACAUAUAUAUUGUUAUUUGAUAAUUUGUUAUUGUUUGAUAAUGGACUGGCAUUUUCCAACGUAACCACCUGCAUGGGCAAGUUAAAAUACUUGUAUUUUGUUUGGAUUUGUGUUUUAGUUUUUUGUCUUGUAUUUUGAAAAUAGAG
Molecule: messenger RNA, 1836 nt
Organism: Sesamum indicum (sesame)
Lineage: Eukaryota; Viridiplantae; Streptophyta; Magnoliopsida; Lamiales; Pedaliaceae
Product: glycerol-3-phosphate 2-O-acyltransferase 6
Biological process (GO): cutin biosynthetic process
Cellular component (GO): membrane
Molecular function (GO): phosphatase activity; glycerol-3-phosphate 2-O-acyltransferase activity
Source: RefSeq, a predicted model, not a curated record